Messenger RNA from Homo sapiens (human), 3188 nucleotides. RefSeq names its product keratin-associated protein 5-1-like. Lineage: Eukaryota; Metazoa; Chordata; Mammalia; Primates; Hominidae. The transcript is spliced from 4 exons. The record is from RefSeq and is a predicted model, not a curated record. Bases 1857 to 3173 code for a protein of 438 amino acids.
GGUCUCAGGGCAGGGCUGGAGCAGAGAGGCCCCUAUGUGGCAGCCGGCCUUCAGUCUUGUUCCUCCAAGCAAGUGGGGUGGAGAUGUUGGGGUCCUUUGGCUGGAUGCCACUAUCUGUUGAAUCUGACAAAAUAAUUUUCUUUUUUUUUUUUGAGACAAGAGUCUCACUGUGUCGCGCAGGCUGGAGUGCAGUGGCGCAGUCUCGGCUCACUGCAAGCUCCGCCUCCCGGGUUCACGCCAUUCUCCUGCCUCAGCCUCCCGAGUAGCUGGGGCUACAGGCACCCGCCACCACGCCUGGCUAAUGUUUGUAUUUUUAGUAGAGACGGGGUUCCACCAUGUUGGCCAGGAUGCUCUCAAUCUCUUGACCUCAUGAUCCGCCCGCCUUGGCCCCCCACAGUGCUGGGGUUACAGCUGUGAGCCACCGCGCCUGGCUCUGCCAAAAUAAUUUUAUUAGAGAACUUGAGGGCAGUGCCCAGAAUUGAAGGCGAAGCCCCAGAAGCAUGUUUUGCAGAGAAGUGCCCAGGGAAGCUCUGAGGGCCCAUGUAGCAAAGAUCAGGGGAUAGUCGGUCUGAGGGUGAAUGGGCCACUCGGACCAAGACCCCAGUCUUGGGGGAGGGCUUAGCUGGAGCAGGUCCUGGCACAGUUGACUGAUGGUGCACAGAACCCGUGCAUCCCACGGCCCCACGGUGCUGCAGCUGCAGGAGGGGCGGAGGCUGCAGCCAGACAGCAUCAGAAGCCAGCGUGGUUCUGGAAGGAUCGAGAACACCAAGGUGUUAGGGCUGCAGCAGGGGUCCUGUCCCCUGGCACCCCUCACCGCCCUAAUCUUUUACCCUUAGGAGGCAGCAGACACGAGGGGCUGCCCGAGGCUCUAGGGCGGCCAGUGAGGCAGGAAACAUGUUCCAGCCCCAGCUAGGUACUGGUCCGUGGACCCACCUCCCAGAAAGCCCAUCACUGUGUAAUCGUCUAACCUGGGGCUCGCCGAGGCCUAUGCCUUGAGUCCACCCAAAUAGGGGAUGUGAUGUUUGGAGCUGCAGCAGCCGCCCUACGGUUGGGAGUCAGAGAAGAGCCGGUGUUCCAGGGACAAUGCAGCAGAGGCUGAGCCCAGGCCUGCUGUCCUGAGAGGUGGCUGGAUCACUGACACUUUGGCAGUGGUGCUGGGGUUUAUGUCAUGACCUGCAGCUGAGCCUACUUCCAAUGACCGUGAGAUCUGAAAGACUGUUUUGAGGGCGUAGCCUCUGCCAUGAUUGUGGGGAAUGCUGUCCUGUUUCCUCCCUUGGCCCUGCUCAGCCCAGCGAGAGGCUGAGGCGCACGUGGCUCCCCGGGUGCCCACAGGCAGCGUGGCUCACCAGCCGGGCCCUUUUCCACUGAGCCAGAACCCCCCAAAGCCUUCAAUGCAGGCACCACGGUGAGCCCACGAGAAACCCUGCUUGCCACCUCCCACACCCCCACCCCCAAGUUCAAAGGAAAUGGUCCCUGAACCAAGGGCUGAGAUCAGCUGUGGGUCCAGCUGUCCUGGGGAGCUGUACUGGAGCCCACCACGGUGGGACUGUUGGUCCGGCGGUGACCCCCACCUCCAUGUCUGUGGCCGCAGCUGGACAGGCCACUCCCUGGGCCACAGAGAUGUUUUACCUCUCGCAGCCCUCGGGCACACAUUGAGCAGAUGUGUGUGUGUGUGCGUGUGUGGGUGGGUGCGCAUUUGUGUGUGCCUGUGUGUGUGCGCAUGUGGUGUGGGUGCACGUGUGUGCACGUGUGUGGGUAAACAUUGUGUGUGCGCAUACGUGUGUGGGUAAACAUUUGUAUGUGCACGCGUGUGUGGGUAAACGUGUGUGCGCACGUAUGUAUGUGUGUACAUUUGUAUGUGUGUACAUUUGUAUGCAUGUGUGCCUGUGUGUGUGUGCCUGUGUGUGUGGGUGCACAUUUGUGUGUGUGUGUGUGCCUGUGUGUGUGUGUGCACGUAUGUAUGUGUGCACACUUGUAUGCAUGUGUGCCUGUGUGUGUGGGUGCACAUUUGUGUGUGUGUGCCUGUGUGUGUGGGUGCACAUUUGUGUGUGUGGGUGCACAUUUGUGUGUGUGUGCGCCUGUGUGGGUGCACAUUUGUGUGUGUGUGUGCCUGUGUGUGUGCCUGUGUGUGUGGGUGCCUGUGUGUGUGGGGCACAUUUGUGUGUGUGUGUGCCUGUGUGUGGGUGCACAUUUGUGUGUGUGCCUCUGUGUGUGUGCCUGUGUGUGGGGGUGCACAUUUGUGUGUGCGCCUGUGUGUGGGGGUGCACAUUUGUGUGUGCGCCUGUGUGUGUGGGUGCACAUUUGUGUGUGUGUGCGCCUGUGUGUGUGGGUGCCUGUGUGUGUGUGGGGCACAUUUGUGUGUGUGUGUGUGCCUGUGUGUGGGUGCACAUUUGUGUGUGUGCCUGUGUGUGUGUGCCUGUGUGUGGGGGUGCACAUUUGUGUGUGUGUGUGCCUGUGUGUGGGGGUGCACAUUUGUGUGUGUGUGUGCCUGUGUGUGUGGGUGCACAUUUGUGUGUGUGUGUGCCUGUGUGUGUGGGUGCACAUUUGUGUGUGUGUGCCUGUGUGUGUGGGUGCACAUUUGUGUGUGUGUGUGCCUGUGUGUGUGGGUGCACAUUUGUGUGUGUGCCUGUGUGUGGGUGCACAUUUGUGUGUGUGUGCCUGUGUGUGUGUGCCUGUGUGUGUGGGUGCACAUUUGUGUGUGUGUGUGCCUGUGUGUGUGGGUGCACAUUUGUGUGUGUGUGUGUGCCUGUGUGUGUGUUGCAGGCCCUGGAUGCCAGACACUGAAUAAACGCAGGAAGACGUCUGUCUUCAUUCUCCUCGUGGGUCGCUGGUCCAGAAACACCUGGAUGGAAAGUGCUCUGCAGGAACGGUGCCUCUGCCUGUGGCGGGGACCCUGCACAGACGCAGUCUUCAGCAAGGAAGUGCUGGGAACGCCCUGGAGUGAACCCAGGAAGAUGCCUGCAGUGGGUGCCAGGGCCCCUCUCCACCGUCCCUGCUGGGCUUCGGGGCCACGCCCGACUGCUGUGAACGGCCUGCGGAGCACCACGUGCGACGGCUGGAGGCGAGAGAGAAAAGCUCCAUUCUUCCCAGGACCUCAGCGCAGCCCUGGCCCAGGAAGGCAGGAGACAGAGGCCAGGACGGUCCAGAGGUGUCGAAAUGUCCUGGGGACCUGAGCAGCAGCCACCAGG